GCACUCACGGGUCCGGCGCGUAACGUGCGUUUCGGUUAUAACGACGACGACGUGAAAACGAAUGAUAGCACAGAUAAUAUAACUUACCUACUACUGCCAACGGAAUCAGCAAGUUUUUGGCGGACGGCACUCACGCUACAAUAUUACUACAGGGCCAUAUGGUGUGAUAUCAUGAGUUCUACGGCUUCUCAAAUUAGUGACUUCAAUUUACUAAGACGAUGUGGCAAAAGGUCGUCAAAGAAGAACAACUCGACUAUCGCGGAAUUGUAUAACAAUUUAUACGCCAGUCAAAUGGUGACAGCCGACCAAAGGGCCAAAAUGUCGCCUCAAAGAACCAUUUCGCUGGGUUCGUUACAUCAUCCUCCACAAACUCAAUUUAUGGAACCCAGACUCUCACAACUGGAGACAUUAGAAGCUAAGAUGGCUAGCAUUGAAGUCUCACUAUCUACAACGUUAAAAAAAACAAAAAAGAGUUCAACUCCUGUGAUACCAAGUAGCCCCCAACCAGCGAUGAUUACUCAAAAGACUAUAACACCUGUCAAAAGCAAUGGAUACAUGACGGACAACCACGACAAAGAAAAUAUUGCACGAAACAAUAUAAAACUUCAAACUCAUCUAGUCAAUGAAACCAAUGAACAGAACAAACAUAAUCAAAAAGUACAAAGCGAUACGGUCAACGAAAGUGAAAAACAUUCACUGACCCAAAAAAUAGAAAGCCUAAAAAAUGAUAUGGACCAAAAACGAUUGACUAUUAAAAACAUAAAAAUGUCACUAGAACAAUUAGAUGUUACUGAUAACAUUGACACAAGGAUACAACAGGCAGAGUUAGAAUAUCAAUUGGGCAGAGAGGAACUUAAUCUUCUUAGUCUAAUGGAGGAAUCCAACAAACACAAGUGUCGUCUUGAAGAGAUUGAACAACAUAAUGAACAAAAUGAAAAUAACACUCUGUACAAUUAUUUAGUUUCUAAUCCCGGAGCCGUGAUUAGCUUACAUGCUGUAGAGCUGGCAUACGAUCCGAAAAGUCCUAAGUUUGGUGUAGGCUCGAGAAAAGAUAAGCCAGGCUUGUUUAUUGACUGGACAGUUGACGAUUUGGGAUUUUCUAAAGGAGAUAGGUUACUGGAAGUGAAUGGUAAGGUAGUGUUGUCGAUGAAGAACAACCACGACCUGAAUCGGCUGCUGGAGGUGUCGCCGUCGUCCGUGCGCGUAGUGGUGAUGCACGACGGGCCGUCGGCCGACCACCAACUAGAGUUGGCGGCACUCAGGCGGGAGCUGGACGUUUGCCGGACGCGGGCCGAGGAAACAGACCGGUCCAAGCACGCGUACAAGACGGAAAACGUGAGGCUGUCACACAGGGUGUCGUACCUAGAGGACCAGGUAUCGGAGCUGAUCAAGAGCAGGUCAUCGUCGUCUGGAACAACCUCAAACGGAGGCGGAAGUGGCAGCGGCGUGAUGUUCCAGAGGGGUGCCAACUCGGCAGUGAUGGUCCGGAGCAAGAGCCCCAAGCACGGCGUGUCGGCCAUUCAACAGUACAAGCGCAAACAGGUGGUGUACGACGAUCGGCCCACGGCGAUGCGGCCUCCCGAAGGCGGCCCGGUGGUCAAGACGCGCAUCCGGACCGUGCCCCGGCUAUACGGCAGUUCGGCGUCGGUCGAGUCACUGGUCUCGUCGGCCGAUGCCGUCGUGGCCGCCUACAAGUCGUUCGACGACCUGCACGGCGUGGCCGCGGCGCACAGCAAGCGAAGCAAGUACCCGACGGCUGGUGGCCGAAACAGCAGCAGAACCCGACACAUACGUGAGGCCCAGCAGACGUUGUUCCGGUUCCUCGACUCCGAGUCUUCCGGUGGAGGUGGUGCUGCGCCGUAUUUGCUUCAGCAGUGCGGCGGCGGCAGCGUGAGAUCGCUCGACUUGCAACAGGACGCCACGGCCGCCGACUCGCACCGGUUGAAGAGCACCGAAUAUUACUCGCACUUGACCGCGACCGGUUCGGCCUCCUUGUCGGGCGGUGCAGGGUCGCCGCGUCCCAGCCGGUCGCUCAAUUACGAUUCGGAACAGUCAGGCCGGCGGGCCCCGAUGCCGCCCAAAAAACCAUUGCGUCUGUCUCUGCAACAACGACACAGCAACAGUGUCGCGGCCAGCAAAAACGACGUCGACGACGAUUCCGCGACGGUCAACGACAACGACGGCGGCGGCGGCAACAACGACGAAGUCAUCGUCAGACUACGUCACGGGCACAACCAUCACAAUCACAACCGCCGACGACACAACGACGACGUAGACGACGUCGAUCUAUCGGCCAUAAACAACACCAUGUCGUGA
Messenger RNA from Rhopalosiphum maidis (corn leaf aphid), 2316 nucleotides. RefSeq lists its product as uncharacterized. The record is from RefSeq and is a predicted model, not a curated record. Gene Ontology annotation, molecular function: protein binding. The transcript is spliced from 9 exons. The coding region runs from base 172 to 2316 and encodes 714 amino acids. Lineage: Eukaryota; Metazoa; Arthropoda; Insecta; Hemiptera; Aphididae.